This is a messenger RNA of Microcebus murinus (gray mouse lemur), 7831 nucleotides long. Lineage: Eukaryota; Metazoa; Chordata; Mammalia; Primates; Cheirogaleidae. The record is from RefSeq and is a predicted model, not a curated record.
UGCCUGUUCAUCUGUCAGGUCUCAGAGCUCCGAAGGGGCUGGACGGGCUGAUGGGUGAUGGACGGAUGGACCUGGGCCUGCCCUCAGGGAGCUCGAGCUCUCCUUGGGGGAGGCAGGGGGCAGGGUCGCGUGACUGUUUACUUUGAGGGGGAGGGGCUCCCCGACCCGUCUGCCAAGCCCACAGGCAGGGUUGGUCUGUUAAAGGGCCACUCCCAUCCUGCCAGGUGCCCCUGAGGCCGAGCUGCGGGGCUCUGAGAAGGCCUCCCCGACCCGUCUGCCAAGACUUGAAGGAUGAGGAACAUCUGUGGGAGGACCUGGGGGGGAGAAGCCCAGGCAGAGGGGAGAAGCCCAGCUGCUCGGGGGUCUGUUAAGAGAUGGGUGGUGACCAUGCCCAGUUCCCAGCUGGCUGUGUCACCGUGAGGAGGGACUGGCUGGGUCCCAGGACCCUUACCUGGAGAAUGAGGACCGCUAAAAAGCAGAAGCUUCUAGUUCAUCUGGGAGAACCACACUGUGAAUAGUAGAGUUUGCAAGAGGCUACCAUGGGGGAACUGGAUGUUGGGUGAUCUCCACUGUGUCUUACAACUGUACAGGAAACCACAAUUAUCUCAAAAUAAGUUUUUUAAAUGACAGUUCUGGGCGGUCCCCUUCCCUUCUUGUUGCCGGGACUGCCCAGGUACAGGGCAGCGCUGGCAGUCUCAAGCUGUCCCUCAUCGUUUUCACCAUCGUGUCAGGAAGAGAAAAACCCUGGAGAGCUUCUCACUGUCACCCGCAGAUUGCAGGGUUGGGACGGGUUCAGGCAGCUUGCACACUGCCCUAGGUGCCUAGGCAGGGCUCUGUCCCUGGCAGGGCGAGGGCGGCCUGGGGAUCUCAGGCAGGUGGCUGGCUUGGGGGCGUGGUGGGUGCUGGUGGCCGCGAUGGAGGUUGGGGUUUCUGGUUGCCACCUGCGGUUGUUCAGCCAGAGUGGAUGGAGCACAGUGGAGAAGCCAGGAACAAACAGGGCUGCGUGUCCCACACCUGCCCCGCUGGUGCUCAGGGCAGACAUCGCUAAUCAAUCACUAAGCAACCUCUCGCUUUGCUGCUGGCUUGGACACAGCCAGACCCCUCAGACCCCUUCCCUACACCCAGCCCUGGGCAGCACACUGGGUGUGUGAGACACCCAGUCCCUGGGCCUGGGGCUUCGGGAAAGCCCAUCUAUAGCCAUCGCCAUGCAGAGCUGCCAGCCAGAGAACACAGCUUUGCAAUUCUGGGGCCACCCUCCAGGCCGCCUGGGACCAUUUCAGCUCUUUGCAAAGAUCGAAUGAAAGUACUUGGUUUCGUGAGGGCCUGAGCUGCUGGGGUCCCCUGUGCAUUUGGGUAAAGAGGCUCCCAGUGACGCCCUUGUGCACAGGUGGAGGCGGAGGUUGUCCUAGACUCCUGCACGUCACAAACCCUUUCCCUCUGCUACUGACCCGGACCCCACGAGGCUGGUUUUCAUCCUCCUUCCUCAGGGAAGAGCCUGUGGAGCAACGGGUAGGUCCUCGCACAGACUAACUACUCUCCCUCACUUUCCCUCCCUCACGCAUUCAUUUCACAAGCAUUUAUGAAGCCCCUGUGUGCCUGGCAUGAGCAAUGCCUCGGUGACCAGGGUAGCUGCAGCUCCAGCCUUCAGAAAUUUUCCAUCCAAGUGUGACAUGAACAAGCACCUUUCCCUAAUUGUUUGCUUUCGAAUGAAAAUUUUAGACUAGGUGGUUCGUUAUUCUGUAAACCAGUCGUGUGUGACUUGAGUCCUUGCUGCUGUCUUCAUCCUGGGGCCUGGCUAGGUCGGCUGUGCCUGGCUGUGGUCACGGAGCGGGCCCUGUGGACCAGCACUGCGCUUUAGGUACUGGUCCCUGUCUUGUGUGACCCGGAGUUUCUCCACCUGGGCACUGUGGGCGUUCGGGCUGGGUAAUUCCUUUCUGUGCGGGACUUGCCUGUGCCGGGUGGGAUGUUCAGCCACAUCCCCUCACCCACCAGGUGCCAGUGACGCCCCUUCCCAGUUGUGACGACCACAAAUGUUUCCGGAUGUCAUCCGAUGUCCCCUGGGGGGCAAAAUCCCCAAUAAGAGCCACAACCUCGGCCCUAAAGCCGCGCUGGGUACAGCCAUCUGGGUGUGGGCCGGCGGUUCACGCUCCUGCCUGUCUCUUCCUCUGUCACUCGUGGGCGGUGGCUGCGAGUGUCCCUGCUGGCGCGUCUGAGCGUCUGACCGGCAGAAGUCAUUUUCGCCAUUCACUGAUGCCACCAGGGUUGCCUGGGGCUUGCAGUAAGAACCAGGCUCUGCGCUGUGGACUGGUCUCACCUCGCAAAGACGGGCAAGGUCCCAGCCACCGCGACCCUCACCCUGACCGGGUGGGCAGCCUGUACCCGAGGGGCUGAACAGGCUCCGGCUCUCACCAGCUUUGCCCAGUUGCUCUGUGACCCUGGGCAACUCCUUUCCCCCCUCUGGUCCCGUCUUCUUCUCGUUUGACCCAUUUCAGGGGCUUCCAAGCCCCCCAGGCCCCAGACACCCAGCAUCAGGGCUUAGUUUUCUCCCAGGGUUCCUCCCUGGGUCAUUCACAGCCCUCAUCACGCCAGGGAUCUCUGAGCCACUCAAGGUGCCGGGUGACCUCCCGCUUCCUCCAUAAUCAAUUUAAGUAUUAGGCUCUAGCAGUCGCUUUUACAUCCUGGGCCUCAACGUAAGGGUUUAUUUGAACUAACGGUUCCUCCACUAAAGGAGUGAACGCCUGCCGCGGUCUGUCAGUCUGCAGCGGGGAGCGUGCAGGCAAUUUGCUGCUGCAGGUCCCUGCACCCACCGCCGAGAGGAGUUGGUUUGGCCUUUUGGACGGGGAGCUCCCGUGCUGCUCCACAGCAGUUCUGAUGCGUGGCCUUCUUUGGAGAAUCACAUUGGAAAAAGAUUCCUGAAUCAUUUUCAAACUCACAUUAUCCCAUUAUCCGUGCUGCGUUUUCCUCGGAUACACGCACGCAGCCAUCCCUAGCAACUCUCCGUGCAAGUCUGCCCAGCCCCACAGCAACCGCAUCCCCCUCCUAUGCCUGGAAACAGGCUUUCCUUCCCUUGGAAGAGACAAACAUUCCUGCCCCUACCCCAGGGCAUUUGCACUUGCUGCCGUUUGCUCAGGAGUGUUCUGCCAGCUCCCCUCAUCCUUCAGGUCUCGGCUUCAAGGUCACCUCCUCAGAGAAGCUGUCCCUGACCACACCAUCUAAGCAAGGCCUCCCUUCCGGGCACUCUGUCACAUACCAACUCCAGUUCAGUGUUCCUGAGAAGACGUGAGGACGUUCUUCGCCAGAGACACCCACGUGGCUCAGAGAUCCCUGGGGCUCCUCACUCUUCUGUAGCUGAGGCGGUCACUGGCAGUGGAGUUUGCAGUUGUCUUGUUAGGAGUGAUGUAUUGAUACUUUACAAUGAUACUUUGUCUUGAGGAUAUAAGGUCACUUUAUACAUUGUAUUGGACAUGCUCAGUUACAGGGGUGCAGUGACAGUUUGCAAGGAUACUCUACAUCGGCAAUACAUGAUACGUGGAUACAUUGUAUUGGACAUACUUGAUUGUAUUGGGGGUGCAGUGACAGUUUGCAAGGAUACUCUACAUUGGCAAUACAUGAUACUUGGAUACAUUGUAUUGGACAUACUUGAUUGUAUUGGGGGUGCAGUGACAGUUUGCAAGGAUACUCUACAUCGGCAAUACAUGGUACUUGGAUACAUUGUAUUGGACAUACUUGAUUGUAUUGGGGGUGCAGUGACAGUUUGCAAGGAUACUCUACAUCGGCAAUACAUGAUACGUGGAUACAUUGUAUUGGACAUACUUGAUUGUAUUGGGGGUGCAGUGACAGUUUGCAAGGAUACUCUACAUCGGCAAUACAUGGUACUUGGAUACAUUGUAUUGAGGACAUUGGAUGGCAUUGAGGACAGAGCGAGACCUCACACUGGGAACACUCACACUGCUCUCCCUCCCCGGGUCUUGCGUGCCCCUAGGAAAGAGGUUGGAGGUUCUUUGCUGACUUCCGUGAGGAAGACAAUAGGGGCCCGUGCUUCCAGGGUACUUAAAAUCCUCUUUCUUCAUUUCUAAAUUUUAAAUGACGUGUUUAGAAUUUAAUCUUCAAACCUGGGAGCCAGACCUGCAAGUCGAGAGAUGACAGCCGCGCGAUGGUUUCAUUUGGCUGGCGGCAGCAGCCAGAUGGCAGAUGCUGUGCUCGGGAGACGGGGGAGGCUGGGAGGGAGGGAAGCGGCUUCUGUUUCGGCUUUUCCCUCCCCCUGCAGCGAACCCCCUCCCAGUGCCAGGCCUGGGCUGUGCCCUAGGGAUCGCUUAAGGCUGCUGGCGCUGGGCGCUGCCAGGGUGAUCCUAGUGACAGAGGGGGGCGGGGCUCUCCCAGACAGUUCCCUUUUUUAAAAAAAACAAAACAAAAACUUUUUAUUUUGGCAUCAUUGUUGGUUAGCAUGCGGUUGUAAGAAACACAGAGAGAUCCCAUGAACACAUCACCGAGCUUCCCCCGACGGAAACAUCUUACAUAACUACAGCACAGCGCCAUAGCCAGCAGUUGACAUUUAUUACAAACAUCAACCUCAUUCACAUCUCCCCAGCUGCGCAUGCGCUCGCUUGAGCGUGAGUAUGCGUGUGUUUAGUUCUGUGCAGUUUUGUCACAUGUGCAGAUGUGUGUGGCCACCAGGGUUGGGACACAGCAGUCCCAUCACAAGGACCCCUUCUUCUGCCCUUGGAUAGCCUUACCCGCCCCCCUCAGCCCUGACAACCACUGAUCUGUUCCCCAUCUCCACAAUUUUGUCAUCUCAAGAAUGUUACGUAAGUGGAACCAAGCGGUAUGCAACCUUUGGAGAUUGGCUUUUCCCACUCAGCGUGAUCCUCGGAAGAUGUAGCCAGGUUGCUGUAAUAUCAGUAGCACAUCCUUUUUCGUUGCUGCGUAGUGCUCCAGGUGUGAAGCCACCAUGGUCAGGUUAACCAUUCGCCUGUUGAAGAACAUCUGAGUUGCUCCCAGUUGUUGGCUGUUGCAAGUAUAGCUGCUAUGAACACUCACGCACAGGUAUUUUGCGAACAUUAAGUCUUCGUUUCUCAGGGAUCAAUGCCCAGGGCUACCACUGUUUACUUUUUGAAAGACCCUUCACUUGACAAUCACACCGUGCUCUCCUCUGGCCUCUGUGGAGAGACGAGCACCCUGGCGAGCGGGCAUUCGAUGGGGAUGGAUGCCUUCUCCAAAUGUUAGCUGAGAGCUGCCAGGUGGGGCGUCGACCACCAUGGACUUAGCGUCCACGAGACAAACAGGGGCCCUCUCGUGGGGCUUUCUUGCUGGUGCCGGGAAACCGGCAAGGAACGGGCGAGCAAUUUAACAGAGAAGGCGUUUCUCGUAGAAGCUGACACUCAGUGCUUCCCGCGUGCCAGGUGCUUUCUGGGUGCCUUGCAGUCCUCAAACCACCCAGCCAGGUAGGGCCAUCGUUCGCCCCACGGCACAGAUAAGGCAGCAGAGGCAGAGCUGGUCCCAGAGCCGGGAUAAUCCAGGAUCCUGAUCUUACACUGCGUUCCCCUCGUGGCCAAGGCGGGGCAGGAGAGGUGCAGAGUGAGGGGGAGAGGUGUGGGUGCACUUGGGACGAGCCACCCAGGGAGAUCGCCCCCCCCCCCCGCAGAGAGAACUGCACGUGCAAAGGCCCUGGGGUGGAGACAGGAAAAAGGCCAGGGUAACUGGAGCGAGGGAGCAAGGGAAUGAGGGGUGAAGCACGUGAUGAGGUCGGCUGGGCCUCAUGGGGUUUUAUUCUGAGUGUGAUGGGGAGUCAGUGACUCAGUGGAUGUUUUUUAAGAAAUUGCCCCGGCUGCUGGGUUAGAAUAGACUGGGGUGUGUUUGCAACGGAGGGAGGGAGGCCAGGAGAACAUGCAGCCUGAGCGGCGACCCCCAAGUGCCUCCCAGCCUGGGCCCCGGGGGCGUCCGCGCGGACCGUGGCAGGGCGGGGCAGCAUCCCCCGUGGCUGGAUCUGCCAGCCAGCCGCACUGCGAGCUCCGGCGAAGUCUGUCUCCUGAGGGAUUUUCCCAGUUUCUCGCCUUUUCUCUUUCUCCCUAUCUCCUACCAGCUGUGAGCCUAUAAAGUGGAUUUACCUGCGCACUGUCGGCCUCGCCAGCUCGUGCGUAAACACGCGCCCGCCGUCCGUGCCGUAUCCAUCACGCCUCCCCCGUCAGGCCAGGCCGCCUGCUUUGUAAUCGAAUGAUGGCCACCGUUUAUUAUGCACUUGCUGUGUACCCGCUAGUGUUUGGACAGCUAGUUCCCAUAUAUACCCGCUCAGUCCAACCUUUGGCGAUUCUGUGGGGUCGAUGCUGUUGGUGGUCCACGCUUUACCACGGGGAGGCUGUGGCCAGGGCCCGCGUGACCCCCAGGGUCACUCAUACGGGAAGUGGCCGCGUCUGGAUUUGAAUUCAGAGCCGCCCGCCUCCCACAGCUUCGCUGGGUCCCCAGCCAGAGCUUGGAGAAAAGGCUCCGGCAGCCUCCCCUGCCUCCUCCGUAGAACAGUUGGUCAGAACCUCGGUCUCCUUGUCACCGGGAUUUUCUGCUUCUGGAAGACGCUGUUUGGAAAGGAAGUGAAACCAGGGGCCAGAACAGCCUCACCCGUGGGGUGGGGACAGGAGAGGCGGCUGGCGUCUGGGAGGCUUGCAACUUCCUUCUUGGAAUCUGUUUGCCUGUUGCCUGAAAAAGAAAGAGGAAGAGACUCGUGCAGAUGGAGGCACAGGGAGAGACUCGACAGAUUUAGACCCCAGACAAUCACACGGGAGACAGACAGACAGACGGACAGGCGCCCCGAGAGGGGAGGACACAGGUGCCACACGCAGAGCCCUCCAAAAGACUUGCACUCGCCUGGCCGCUCCGCCCCCUGCAGGGCGGAGCUGGAGUUUGUUCAGAUCAUCAUCAUCGUGGUGGUGAUGAUGGUGAUGGUGGUGGUGAUCACGUGCCUGCUGAGCCACUACAAGCUGUCCGCACGCUCCUUCAUCAGCCGGCACAGCCAGGGCAGGCGGAGGGAGGACGCCCUCUCCUCGGAAGGAUGCCUCUGGCCCUCGGAGAGCACGGUGUCGGGCAGCGGGAUCCCAGAGCCGCAGGUCUACACCCCGCCCCGGCCCGCCGACCGCCUGGCCGUGCCCGCCUUCGCCCAGCGUGACCGCUUCCACCGCUUCCAGCCCACCUACCCGUACCUGCAGCACGAGAUCGACCUGCCGCCCACCAUCUCGCUGUCGGACGGGGAGGAGCCCCCGCCCUACCAGGGCCCCUGCACCCUGCAGCUGCGGGACCCCGAGCAGCAGCUGGAGCUGAACCGCGAGUCGGUGCGCGCGCCCCCGAACAGAACCGUCUUUGACAGUGACCUGAUGGACGGCGCCGGGCCCGGCGGCCCCCGCCCCCCCAGCAGUAACUCGGGCAUCAGCGCCACGUGCUACGGCAGCGGCGGGCGCAUGGAGGGGCCGCCGCCCGCCUACAGCGAGGUCAUCGGCCACUGCCCCGGCUCCGCCUUCCAGCACCAGCAGGGCAGCGGGCCGCCCUCCUUGCUGGAGGGGACGCGGCCCCCGCACACACACCCGGCGGCCCUGGAGAGCGCCGGCCUGUGGAGCAAGGAGAAGGAGAAGCAGAAAGGACACCCUCUCUAGGGCCCGGCCGCUGCGGCGGGCGGGAGGCAGAACGCUCUAGAACGCUCUGCACCUCUCUCUGCACCUCUCACGGGAGGAGAGAGGGGGAGGCGGCGGCACACGGAACACGCAGCGUGUGGCCGUCCUCUCCCGCCUCUCUGUGUAUAAAUAUUUACAUGUGAUGUCUGGCCCGAAUGCACAAGCUACGAAAGCUUGCA